AUGCCCUACGACCCAAAAUUAGAAAUUGUUGUCACUUGUGAUAGCUCGAGUUACGGAGUUGGCUGCGUCAUAGCUCAUCAAUUACGAGACGGAUCUGAACGCCCAAUAGCGUUUGCAAGUCGAACACUGACUAAGUGUGAAACCAAGUAUAGUCAGAUCGAAAAGGAGGCAUUGGCCCUUCUGUUUGCCAUAAAAAAGUUUCACAAUUUCUUGUAUGGGCGGAGAUUUACCUUGGUCACAGACCAUCGCUCGUUAAUAUUUUUACUCGGACCGACCAAAGCAGUCCCCACAUUGGCUGCCGCUCGAAUUCAACGAUGGGCCCUUACAUUAUCUGCUUAUGACUACACUAUCAGAUACAAAAAAGGAUCCGACAUUUCAAAUGCAGACGCCUUAUCUCGCCUUCCCUGCAAGAACACGGAAGAAGAUGAAGGAGACAUAAAUUUCUUUUCGACCACACAAUUACCUAUCACCUACAAAGAAAUAGGAUUAGCAACGAAAUUCGAUCCAAUUUUGUCUAAAGUCAUGGAAUUCACCACCAACGGGUGGCCCAGCCACGUCGAUGAUGCAGCUUUAAAAAACUACACGGACAAGACAAUGCAACUUUCUACGGAGAAGAACUGCCUUUUAUGGGGGAGCAGGGUGAUCAUUCCACCUACACAUAGGAAGGAAAUCCUAAUCUUACUUCAUUCAGAACACCCGGGGGAAUCCAAAAUGAAAGCUUUAGCCCGUAGCUACGUCUGGUGGCCGAAGAUAGAUCAGGAGAUAGAAGAAAUGGUCAAGGAAUGCAAAAUUUGUCAGAUGACUAGAAAAUCAGCUACACUGGCUCCGCUCCAACCUUGGUCCUGGCCAAAGCAUAACUGGCAAAUAAUCCAUCUUGAUUUUGCUCAUUAUGAAAACAAAGAAUUUCUCAUCAUUGUUGAUAGUUUCUCGAAGUGGAUAGAAGUGUUUUCAAUGUCAACUACUACCUCAACUAAGACCAUUGAAAAAUUACGCCAUUGUUUUGCGGCAUAUGGUCUACCUUGCACAGUGGUUACAGACGGAGGUCCCCAAUUCACCUCUAGCGAGUUCAAGGAAUUUUUGAAAUCUAAUGGAAUUCAUCACAUAUUUUAA
Molecule: messenger RNA, 1110 nt
Organism: Macrosteles quadrilineatus (aster leafhopper)
Lineage: Eukaryota; Metazoa; Arthropoda; Insecta; Hemiptera; Cicadellidae
Exons: 1
Coding region: 1-1110 (369 amino acids)
Biological process (GO): DNA integration
Molecular function (GO): nucleic acid binding
Source: RefSeq, a predicted model, not a curated record